AUGCCGUCGAAAUCGCUGGAGAAUCACAGGAAAGCCCAGGCUGAACGCUUACAAGCUGUUCUUCAUGAUUUACUUAUGGAAGAGGAAAAUAAAUAUUGCGCUGAUUGUGAUGCAAAGCAGCCACGUUGGGCAUCUUGGAAUCUUGGAGUUUUUGUUUGUAUUAGGUGUGCCGGUAUUCAUCGUAGCAUUGGAGUUCAAGUUUCUAAAGUUAAGUCGGUGAAUCUGGAUUCUUGGACUCCAGAACAGGUGCAGAGUAUGCGUGUUAUGGGUAAUGCAAAGGCAAAAGCCGUUUAUGAAGCGGAAUUGCCACGGGAUUACAGAAGGCCUCAAACAGAACAACAGCUUGAGAUGUUUAUACGAGCAAAAUACGAACAAAAAAGGUAG
Enterobius vermicularis (human pinworm) is the source of this 384-nucleotide messenger RNA. The record is from the annotation of a GenBank genome assembly. NCBI's taxonomy places the organism in Eukaryota, Metazoa, Nematoda, Chromadorea, Rhabditida, Oxyuridae.